AGAAUAAAAAAAAAAAGAUAAAACACUACUAGAAAGAAGAAGAAGAUGGGGCUCAUGUUGAACUUGGUGGUUCUAUUUUCUAUAUCAUUAUUUGUAUCCUUAGGGAAAGGACAAUCUAAUGAUAGUGUUUUCGAUGUGACCAAAUAUGGUGCUAUGCCUAAUACUGAUAUAUCUCAGGCCCUCACAAAUGUAUGGACGAUGGCUUGUGGAUCCACGAGUCAAAGUAAAGUACUUAUUCCAGAAGGAACCUACCAGUUAAGUAUAAUUAAGUUGACGGGUCCUUGCAAAAACCAUAUCCAAAUUCAACUUGAAGGAAUAUUGGAAGCUCCCAUAAAUCUUAUCGGAGAACAUUGGAUUAGUUUCCAAUAUAUCGAUCAGUUUACAUUGACGGGUACAGGAGUCUUUGAUGGGCAAGGAAAAGUAGCUUGGGGAAAAAAUGAUUGUGCCAAAAAUUCAAAGUGCUCCAAACUUCCUAUAAAUUUGAGGUUUAAUUUCAUCACAAAUUCGAUCGUGAGUGACAUAACGUCGAAAGAUAGUAAAAGCUUUCAUGUUAAUGUAUUGGGUUGUAAGAACCUUACCUUCCAACAUGUGAACAUAAAUGCACCAGGAUAUAGUCCCAACACAGAUGGAAUUCACAUCACUCGUUCGAUUGGGAUUAAUGUUACCAAUACAAAUAUUAGUACUGGAGAUGAUUGUAUCUCACUCGGAGAUGGUAGUCGGCAAGUAACAAUCACUAACAUAACAUGUGGGCCUGGACAUGGUAUAAGUGUAGGAAGUUUAGGAAAGUAUGUUGCUGAAGCACCCGUUCAAGGAGUCAUAGCUAAGAAUUGUACGUUGAUAAAUACAACUAAUGGUGUUAGAAUCAAAACAUGGCCAUCUUCUCCUAGUUUUGGAACAGCUUCUGAUAUGCAUUUUGAAGAUAUAAUAAUGGUCAAUGUCAGUAAUCCAAUUAUCAUUGAUCAAAAGUAUUGCCCCUGGAACCAAUGUGAUAAAACGAACCCAUCAAAAGUCAAGAUUAGCGAUGUUAGUUUCAAGAAUAUCAGAGGUACUGCAGCGAACGCACUUGCAGUCAAUUUUGUUUGUAGUUCGCAAUUUCCAUGUGAAGAUAUAGAGGUAGCUGACAUUAACCUCACUUAUAAUGGAAGUGGCGGCCCUAUUUCAUCUCAAUGCAAGAAUGUGAAGCCCAUCUUUUCAGGAAUACAAAGCCCUCCUGCUUGUUCUUCUCCCUCUUCAACUGCAAAAGCACUUGCUUAA
Messenger RNA from Benincasa hispida (wax gourd), 1254 nucleotides. RefSeq names its product exopolygalacturonase-like. Lineage: Eukaryota; Viridiplantae; Streptophyta; Magnoliopsida; Cucurbitales; Cucurbitaceae. The record is from RefSeq and is a predicted model, not a curated record. Gene Ontology annotation, biological process: carbohydrate metabolic process. Gene Ontology annotation, molecular function: polygalacturonase activity.